Molecule: messenger RNA, 1140 nt
Organism: Closterium sp. Yama58-4
Lineage: Eukaryota; Viridiplantae; Streptophyta; Zygnematophyceae; Desmidiales; Closteriaceae
Source: the annotation of a GenBank genome assembly
AUGGCGCACUCCCUGCGGCUCUGCGGUGCACAGCGGCUUCUCUCCACAUCCCGCGCAUUUUUGCAGCCUGCGUCGCCGUCAUCGCAGCAGCUGUCGCAACAGGCCCAGGUGAUCAGCGGCGUGCGACUAGCUUUGCCGCACGCGCAGGAGGCCGUCGCACGGUGGUCGUCGCGAAGCGCUGUGUCUGUGCGAGCAUCGAGCGGGUCGUCCGUCAUGGAGGCGGAGAGCGGAAGCGCAGCCAAUGCGGCGGAUAAGGCGCCGCUAUUGACGGACGCGCGGGCGCUGAUCGACAGCGUGGAGACGUUCCUCUUCGACUGCGACGGUGUCAUUUGGAAGGGUGACAAGCUCAUUGACGGCGUCCCGGAGACUCUUGACAUGCUGCGAGCAAUGGGCAAGCGGCUGGUGUUCGUGACGAACAACUCGACCAAGUCGCGCAAGCAGUACGGCAAGAAGUUCGAGUCCCUAGGACUUGCCGUUACCGAGGAGGAGAUUUUCGCGUCGUCGUUCGCGGCGGCGGCGUAUUUAACGUCCAUCAACUUCCCGGCGGACAAGAAGGUGUACGUGGUGGGCGAGCAGGGCAUCCAGCUGGAGCUGGACCUUGCUGGCGUCAACCACAUUGGUGGCCCGGAGGAUGGAAAGAAGUCGAUUGACUUGGGGCUGGGCAAGUACAUGGAGCAUGACGCUGACGUGGGAGCGGUGGUGGUGGGCUUUGACCGCUACGUCAACUACUACAAGCUGCAGUACGCCACGCUGUGUCUGCGGGAGAACCCCGGGUGCCUCUUCAUUGCCACCAACUGCGAUGCCGUGACGCACCUGACAGACGCACAGGAGUGGGCGGGGGGCGGCACGAUGGUGGGCGCAAUCAAGGGGUCGACCAAGAAGGAGCCCGUGGUGGUGGGCAAACCGUCCACCUUCAUGAUGGACUACCUCGCCAGCAAGUUCGGCAUUGCCAAGAAUCAGAUCUGCAUGGUGGGCGACCGCCUGGACACGGACAUUCUCUUUGGGCAGAACGGAGACUGCCGCACGCUGCUGGUGCUCUCAGGAGUCACGACUCUGGAGACCCUCAAUAGUCCUGAAAACACUAUCCGCCCUGACUUCUACACAUCCCAAAUCAGCGACCUGCUCUCUGCUGCAAAAUAA